CCAAAUUAUUUAAAAAAACUGACCAAUGUCCCGUAGCACAAAACUUGGUUCUGUUGUGUUAAAUUUGGUGCUGGCUUGAAUUGGGUUAUUAGUGGGUGGCGUUUUAGUUACUGAUAAAGCUUGUUGCCUUGUGCGUCUUGGACUCCUGGGAUUUGAGCACACGAGGCAGAGAAUAUAGUUUUGCUUUUGUAUAUACAAUCUAAGGAGUCCUUUGCUGAUAAAGAUUUUCACAGUGUUUUUCAACUCUUGAAUUCACAACAAAAUAGCAAGUUGAGAAAAGGAAGGCAGCCUUAAGGGUCAGAUCCAUCCAGAAAUCCAAAACAAAGAGGACAAUCAGAGAGGAGAAUGAGAUUUCCCUCAGGCUCUGUGGAUGAACGAGACGCAGAAUCGCUGUUCCGCGCCAAACCCAUUUCUGAAAUCCGCAAUGUGGAAUCAACAACCAACAAACAGAUUCAAGACAAAAAGGAGGAGCUCCGGCAGCUGGUUGGCAACCGCUACCGUGACCUGAUUGACUCGGCUGACUCCAUCCUCCAAAUGAAAUCGGCAUCGGAGUCGAUUUCCUCAAACAUCUCUUCCAUCCACCAUUCCAUCUGCUCCCUCUCCCUCUCCAUCUCCGUUUUGGAAGCACCAUCGCCAAAACUUCAAACCUCCCCUAACCCUACUACUCGGCUCCGUAUCUAUGGAAUCGCCUGCCGCGUCAAGUAUCUGGUGGACACGCCGGAGAACAUCUGGGGCUGUCUGGACGAGUCCAUGUUCUUGGAGGCGGCCGCCAGGUAUAUCCGUGCCAAGCACGUCCAUUCCAACUUGAUGCUACCCAAUGGUGAUUUGGAUCACAAGAACAUCUUGUCCAAUUUCCCUCUGCUUCAGCACCAGUGGCAGAUCGUCGAGAGCUUCAAAGCUCAGAUUUCCCAGAGGAGUCGCGAGAGGUUGUUGGAUCGGGGCCUGGCCGUCGCUGCCUAUGCAGAUGCCUUGGCUGCCGUUGCUGUCAUUGAUGAUCUGGAUCCUGAGCAGGUUCUGGGGUUGUUUCUUGAAUCCAGAAAGACUUGGAUAUUGCACACAUUGACUGCUUCUGCUGGUAAUGCUGAUGCUAACUCCUCCAUUGCCAUUUUGGCUUUUUGUGAUGUGUUAAGCAUAAUUCAGGUUACCAUAGCGCAGGUAGGAGAGUUGUUUUUGCAUGUUAUGAAUGAUAUGCCUCUCUUUUAUAAGGUUAUUUUGGGUUCUCCCCCUGCUUCUCAGUUGUUUGGUGGGAUCCCAAAUCCUGAUGACGAGGUCAGGUUGUGGAAAUCUUUCAGGGAUAAAUUAGAAUCUGUAACUGUUAUGCUUCAUAAAACUUUCAUUUCUUGCACAUGUUGGAGUUGGUUGAAGGAUUGUGGAACACAGAUUGUCAGUAAGAUUAAUGGGAGGUAUCUCAUUGAUGCUAUACCUAGCGGCCAAGAUCUUAGAACUGCUGAGAAGUUGAUAAGGCAGACAAUGGAAGGCAAGGAGAUUUUGCAGGGGAGUUUGGAAUGGCUUAAAACUGUUUUUGGGUCUGACAUCGAGUUGCCUUGGAAUAGGAUCCGAGAACUUGUUCUGGAAGGUGAUUCGGAUCUUUGGGAUGAGAUAUUUGAAGAUGCUUUUGUCAAGAGGAUGAAAAUGAUUAUUGACUCAGGAUUUGAGGAUCUGACCAGAGCUGUCAAUGUGUCAGAGGUGAUCCGCUCUAUUGUGGUGACUGCUGGUGAGAAGAUGGAUUUUGAGACAUAUAUGACUAGUCCUUCUACAGGUGGUGGGUUUUGGUUUACAGAACCAAAUAACUUUAAGAAGCCUGGUCCGCUAUUGGGAAAUAGAGCACUACCAGAGGAAGAUAAUCUCCAAAGUUGUCUCAAUGCCUACUUUGGUCCUGAAGUGAGCCGAAUUAGAGAUGAAGUGGACAGCCGCUGCCACAGUGUUCUUGAGGAUCUAUUGAGUUUCCUAGAAUCUGCCAAAGCAUCUGAGAGGCUGAAGGAUUUAGUUCCCUAUCUGCAGAAUAAAUGUUAUGAAAGUGUGUCAACCAUACUGAAAGAACUCAAAACUGAGCUUGAUAUUUUAUACAAUGCCAUUGGAAUUGAAUACAAGGAAGGCGAUUCUGUGGCUCCUCCUAUAAUUGUUGAGAGAUCUCUUUUUAUCGGGCGACUCUUGUUUGCAUUCGAAAAUUACUCUAAACACAUUCCUUUGAUUCUUGGCUCUCCACGGUUCUGGGUGAAAUACACAGCUCCUGCAAUUUUUGAGAAGCUACCUUCCUUGUUGUGGCAGUCUAGAGCUGCCAACAGUUCUCCUUUCUCUGACAGCCUUGGAAGGCAAAUACUCACUAGCUCCCAGAGGCAAAGUUCAUCUGCUGCUGCUGCAUUGCUUGGAGCAAAUGAAAGUGCAAGCCCAAAACUUGACGAUCUUGGUAAGAUUACACGAGAGCUGUGUAUCAGAGCUUACAGCUUGUGGAUAUCAUGGCUAUCUGAUGAGAUUUCAGUUAUUCUCUCUCGGGAGCUUGGACAAGAUGAUGGAUUAUCUGCAACGACUCCCUUAAGGGGCUGGGAAGAGAUAGUUGUUAAGCAAGAACAAGCUGAUGAGGGGUCAUCAGAAAUGAAAAUAUCACUCCCAUCUAUGCCUUCUCUCUAUGUGAUCUCAUUCUUAUGUCAAGCAUGUGAAGAAAUUUAUAGCAUUGGAGGCCAUGUUCUUGACAAAUCAAUUGUGCAAAGGUUUGCAUUAAGCCUUAUUGAAAAGGUCAUUUCUAUUUAUGAGAACUUUCUCUCCACCAGAGAGGCCUGUGGAGCUCAAGUAUCAGAGAAAGGAAUUUUGCAGGUCUUGUUAGACAUAAGGUUUGCUGCUGAUGUUCUUUCUGGGGGUGAUUUAAAUGUAAAUGAAGAGUUAUCUAGAAAACCGAAGUCUAAAUCAUCAUUCAGAAGGAAGCUGGACCAAAUUCAGACAAAGUCCGUUGUUAGAGAACGUGUUGAUGGGUUGAUUUCUCGUCUUUCACAAAAGUUGGAUCCCAUUGAUUGGCUGACGUAUGAGCCAUACUUAUGGGAGAAUGAGAGGCAGUCGUACCUACGGCAUGCUGUGCUCUUUGGGUUCUUUGUUCAACUUAAUCGGAUGUAUACGGAUGCUACACAGAAACUGCCUACUAAUUCAGAGUCAAAUAUUAUGAGAUGUUCUGUCGUUCCUCGUUUCAAAUAUCUUCCAAUCAGUGCUCCAGCAUUGUCUUCUAGAGGAACUACUGGGAAGCCUAUUACAGCUGCCUCCAAUGAUAUUAGUCCAAGAAGUUCCUGGAAGGCUUAUACAAAUGGAGAGCUUUCCCGCAAAGGUGAUUUGGAUGACCACCCAAGUUUUGGUGUUGCAACGCCAAUCUUAAAAUCUUUCAUGCAGGUUGGCAGCAGAUUCGGGGAGAGCACUUUAAAACUGGGAUCCAUAUUAACGGAUGGGCAAGUGGGCAUAUUCAAGGAUAGAUCCGCAGCUGCCAUGUCAACAUUUGGUGACAUUUUACCUGUUCAAGCCGCAGGACUUCUUUCAUCCUUUACAACCUCCAGAUCAUCUGAUUCUUAGGAUCUCUGCUUUUCUUCCUCCCUGGUUCAGAUGCAUGCAUCCUUUACUUUUAUAUGGAUAGGCUGCUUUCGGCUGCUCUGUAAAUUGGUUAUGUAUUACAAAGAAAUGAAGCAAAGAAAAGCAAGGGAACAGUACCGUUGGUUUUUAAUCUCUAUGAACCGACGCUUGUAAUUAAGAUUUGAAAUAACCUCUUUUUCUUUUUGUUACAAAUGAGAGCGCCAAAGGAUUUUCAAUCACCAUCAAUCAACACGUUGACUGUUACUGCCUAAUUGUAACUAUGAUUUGAAGUAGUAACCUAUUCUUUUUUUCCGUACAAAUCAGAGCGCCGGGGGUUUGAAACUUUGAGAUCUCUAUCUGAAUCUUGUCUCAUUAUUCUCAUUUUAGCCAAGCCCAUUUUAUCUAAUGAUUGUAUUUUUU
Molecule: messenger RNA, 3966 nt
Organism: Durio zibethinus
Lineage: Eukaryota; Viridiplantae; Streptophyta; Magnoliopsida; Malvales; Malvaceae
Source: RefSeq, a predicted model, not a curated record